AUGGAUGAAGCUCACACAGUUGUAGAGUUUCUACUUGAGGAUCUUGAAUUGAUGUUGGAAAAGGCUAGUUCCCCAUGUUCAAUGCCUGUCAAAGAAAAUCAAGUUAUGAUUUCUCUCUUUGAGAAUCUCAAAAUCAUAAAAUCCUUCCUGGAAAGAACAAGAGAAUCCCCCUUUGACCAAAGGCAACUCCACUUUUUCUUGGUUACAGAGAUUAGAGAAGUGCUCUUGAAGAUACUACAAUCCGUGGACCCUUAUGAAAUCAAUGCUCUCACGAAGAAUGGUGGAAUCUCUGGAAUGGAGACUGGUAGUUUGUUCAAGAGUUAUCCAGAGCUUGCUCUUCAAGCAAAACAGAUUGAAUUAUUCAAGAACGUGAUCUUGGAAAUUCCUCAUGAUGCCUUGAGGUCUUCCAUGGAAUCCAAUGAAGUGGCAGAAGUUUCAGGUGAAGUUUCAUCAAUAACCAAGAGCAGCAGUUCCAUUCAGUUGGAGGAAGACAAGAUGGUAGGUUUUGAUGAUGAAGCAAUCACACUGCUGGACAGGCUUACAGGGGAUCAGAAACAACUGGAAGUGAUUUCCCUUGUUGGGAUGGCAGGAAUUGGGAAGACGACUUUGGCUAAAAGAUUGUACAAUGAUCCACGAGUUGUUUAUCACUUCCAUGUUCGCGGAUGGGCUUGUCUAGCAGAAGGACAGAAGGUAAAGAAUGUGCUUUAUAACCUAUUAAGUUCAGUUAUCCUUGACAAUGCCUCUCUGCAUAAAAUGACUAAUCAGGAAAUGGGAGAUAAAUUAUACGAGUAUUUAAAAGGGAAGAGAUACUUUAUUGUCCUUGAUGCUAUAUGGGGUUCAUUCAUUUGGAAUUCAUGGUUGAAACAGUAUCUUCCAGAUGAUAAUACUGGUAGCAAAAUUCUUGUUACUUGUCGUAUGCAAAAUGUGGUUAUAGAAAUAAGUGCUCCUGUUUCCAUCCAUAAUUUGCAGUUUCUUGGUCAGAUUGAAAGUUGGAAUUUAUUUGUGAGUAAAGUUUUUGCUCACAAUGAAAGCUGUCCUAGAGAGCUAAUGGAAUUAGGUAGUGAAAUUGUUGGAAGAAGCAAGGGACUGCCCCUUGCAAUUGUAGUUUUGGCUGGAGUAGCAAAGAAAGAUAAGACGCCAGAGUGGUGGACUUAUAUUGUCCAAAAUAUUGGUUCAUGUAUACAUGGUGAAGAGGGACAGUUCAUAGAUAUUUUAGCAUCAAGUUAUGAGCACUUGCCUAAUCACCUAAAAUCCUGCUUUCUUCAUAUUGCAUCAUUUCCACAAAACUAUGAAAUCCCUGUGAAGUUAGUGUGGUCGUGGAUUGCAGAGGGAUUUAUAAAGGACACUAGAGAAGAGAAACUAGAAGAUGUGGCGGAGGAUUAUCUGAGAGAUCUUGUUGAUAGAAGUUUAGUUGUUGUAUCCAAGAGAAGGUCCAAUGGUGGCAUAAAGACGUGCUAUAUCCAUGAUCUGUUGAGAUAUUUAUGUUUCAAGAAAGGCAAAGAUAGCAAAUUGUUGUGGCCAAUUUGCAGAUAUCGACAGCUCUCUCUUUUCUCGCCUUCCCAUCCUACCUUGUAUAACUACUUUUUUGCAUGUGCUGCAGAAAAUAAAUUGAUCCAUUGCCGCAAGAAGCAAGAGCCAACUUCUGGAUGCUUCCAUUCUUACAGUUUCCACCAUGUCCAGUCAAAUCAUGUCAAUAUCACCCACUUGAGUAUAUAUCUUGAUGAACAAAAGUCCCUUGUAUAUAAGCUUCUCAGAGUGUUGGAUUUAGAGUACAUCAUCCUAGAAAACUUCCCCAUGGAGAUACUGCAGCUAGUUCACCUAAAGUACUUGGCACUCCGGAUUUUUUGCCUCAGAUAUCUAUCCCUGCUGUCAAACUUUUGGAACUUAGAAACUUUCAUUCUUUGUACUGAAAAAGCAAGUGUGACUUUGCAACAAGAUAUUUGGAAGCUGGUAAAACUAAGGCACUUGCAUAUCUCAAGUGAGCUGGAAUUUGAAGAUGCUGGUUUGAGCUCCUCAAGUCCCUUGAUGUUGUAUAAUCUGCAAACAAUUUCCCAAGUAUGUCCUUCAGGUGGUUCUUUCCAGAACAUAUUGGCGAGAAUGCCAAAUCUUAUAAGGAUGGGAUUGCAUCUAACUUUGUCAAACAAUGCCAAAAAUUUUGAGUUCCCUGAUCUUUCUAGUCUAAAUUCGUUAAAGAGGUUAAAAUUUGAGUAUCAAACUUUAGGUGUGAUAAAAUUCUGCCUUCCUCAGCCAAGUAAAUUUCCUCCUAACCUGAAGAAGCUGACUCUAGUAGGUAGUCACUUAGAUUGGAAAGAAAUGUCAGUCAUUGCAAUGCUACCAAACUUGGAGAUUCUGAAAAUAAAGGACAAUUUCUUUAGUGGACCACUAUGGGAAGGAAGCGACAAGGAAUUUUGUCAUCUCAAGUUCUUGAAACUUUCACACAUAAAUCUUCAACAGUGGAUUGCCUCAAGUAGCAGCUUCCCUUGCCUCGAGCAAUUGGUGCUUAAUGGAUGUCUAGAUCUGGAGGAAAUUCCAUCCAGCUUUAGAGAGAACUGUACACUGGACAGAAUUGAGGUGUAUCGUUCAUCACAGUCUGCAUUAGAUUCGGCUAGGCAAAUUCGAGAAUCACAGAAAUACAUGGGGAAUGACAAAUUGAAGGUCAUCAUUCACCCGUACUUCAAAGAAAACUAG
Messenger RNA from Coffea arabica (coffee), 2688 nucleotides. Its product is annotated as putative late blight resistance protein homolog R1A-3. NCBI's taxonomy places the organism in Eukaryota, Viridiplantae, Streptophyta, Magnoliopsida, Gentianales, Rubiaceae. Gene Ontology annotation, molecular function: ADP binding. The record is from RefSeq and is a predicted model, not a curated record. Gene Ontology annotation, biological process: defense response to other organism.